AUGACAUCACCUGAUGGUCAAAAGGAUAUAGUAAAUGAUUGUGCUAUUGAAACGAUCAAUGUUAUUAUCAAAGAUGUUGGUGACUCACUAUUUCCUAUUCUAGUUGACGAAUCUUGUGAUGUGUCAAUGAAGGAGCAAAUGUCUAUCGUUUUACGUUAUGUAGACAAAAGUGGGCAUGUCAAUGAACGUUUCAUAGGGAUUGAACAUGUUACAAGUACCACGGCUCUAUCACUUAAGGCUGCAAUUGAUAAGGUAUUUUCUAGAUAUAACUUGAGCAUGUCUAGAUUGAGAGGACAAGGUUAUGAUGGAGCAAGUAAUAUGCAAGAUGUACUUGCAAUGAUUGUUGAAGAUGAAUCUUGUUCUUAUGAUCAAAGAUCUGAUGUAACAAAUUUAUUGGAGUCGAUACAAAAAUUUGAUUUUGCAUUUAAUCUACAGUUGAUGAGAAGUGUGUUGGGAUGUCAAAUGAACUGUCAAAGGCAUUGCAAAGGAAAGAUCAAGAUAUUGUGA
Molecule: messenger RNA, 507 nt
Organism: Olea europaea var. sylvestris
Lineage: Eukaryota; Viridiplantae; Streptophyta; Magnoliopsida; Lamiales; Oleaceae
Product: zinc finger MYM-type protein 1-like
Exons: 2
Coding region: 1-507 (168 amino acids)
Source: RefSeq, a predicted model, not a curated record